Molecule: messenger RNA, 4411 nt
Organism: Triplophysa rosa
Lineage: Eukaryota; Metazoa; Chordata; Actinopteri; Cypriniformes; Nemacheilidae
Gene: ripk4
Product: receptor-interacting serine-threonine kinase 4
Exons: 8
Coding region: 138-2600 (820 amino acids)
Biological process (GO): protein phosphorylation
Molecular function (GO): protein binding; protein kinase activity; ATP binding
Source: RefSeq, a predicted model, not a curated record
CUCAGCCUGUACAGACAGGAAAAAAACAAGGAACAGUUCACAAGCCUCCGGUCUUUGACAGGCAACCUUUUUUAUAUGAAAAAGUCAGGUUUAGAAGAGGAUUCCAAUCGCACAGGAUUUCUUUAACCAGCUUUAAAAUGGAUGUCCCAGAGAACUCCCCAGGGAUUAUGGGGCUGCUGAAAACUUUCGACGCUUCAGAGUUUGGGAGUUGGGAAAAGAUUGGCUCCGGCGGCUUCGGACAGGUGUACAAAGUACGACACAUGCAGUGGAAAACAUGGCUGGCUAUCAAGUGCCCUCCUAGUCUUCACUCCGAUGAGAAGGAACGUGCUGAACUGUUAGAGGAGGCAAAGAAGAUGGAGGCGGCUAAGUUCCGCUACAUACUCCCCGUGUACGGCAUCUGCAGCGACCCACAGGGACUGGUGAUGGAGUACAUGGAGACUGGCUCCCUCGAAACCCUGCUGGCCUCUGAACCACUGCCCUGGGAACUGCGAUUCCGCAUCAUCCAUGAGACGGCGGUGGGGAUGAACUUUCUGCAUUGCAUGAACCCACCGCUCCUUCAUCUCGACCUGAAACCUGCCAACAUCCUGCUGGACGCACACUACCAUGUCAAGAUCUCUGACUUUGGCCUGGCUAGGUGGAACGGCUUCUCCAGGAACGAUGAUAUGAGCCGCGAUGGGUUCUGCGGCACUAUUGCUUAUCUUCCUCCAGAGAGAAUCAUUGAAAAAGAUCGAAUAUCUGACAUCAAACAUGAUGUGUACAGCUUUUCAAUUGUUAUCUGGGGGAUUCUCACACAGAAGAAGCCAUAUCAAGGGGAGAACAACAUCCUGCACAUAAUGGUGAAGGUUGUGAAAGGGGCUCGUCCAGAUCUUGGGAUUAUCCCCCGCAGUCGCCCCCAGGCCUGCUCCGGGUUCCUGUCUCUUAUGCAGAAGUGCUGGGCACAAUCUCCAGAGGCCAGACCCAGUUUUCAAGAGAUCACAUCAGAGGCUGAGGAGUUGUGCACUAAACCCCAUGAGGAGCGGAGGGCUUCGGUUUCUUCAGAAGCAGAUUGUUCCAUCUGCCCUGCCCCAGCCUCCAGUGAACAGACCAACAACCAAAAGCCAGUGAGGCCGAAGUCAGCCAUGUUACCUGAGAAAGAUUGCAGCCUUUCUCAGCUGCUAAGCCAAAUCGACUCGGGCUUCUCUCGCAGUUUAAGCAACAUCAAAGAGGAAUCCCUGGAGAGCAAAGACAAUACCAGCAAGAGACUGUCGGGCAUCUCCUCUGUGGACUCAGCUUUCUCGUCUCAGGGCUCCAUCACUUUGUCCUUUGAGAAGGAAAAUGCUGAGAAAAAUGACUCCAGUGAGAUACAGAAGAAGAAACUCUGUGAAGCCAUUCGCACCGAGGAUACCGCCAAGCUCAUGAAGAUCCUCCAGCCGCAGGAUGUCGACUUGCUCUUGGAAGGUUCCUGCAAUCUGCUUCACUUUGCUGUGGUGCUGGCCAACGAGGAGGCCGUUAAGUUUCUGUUGCUUAGCAACUGCAAUCCGAAUUUGCCUAAUGCUAACGGAGCCACGCCCCUCCACCUGGCUGCCGAAAAGCUAAUGAAAGCAGUGGCCGAGAUUCUCCUGAGCCGCAAAACCACCAACGUCAACGCCAAGGAUGAGGACCAGUACACCCCCCUGCAUUUUGCAGCCCAAAACGGAGACGAAGCCCUGACCCGUUUACUGUUAGACCGUUCCGCCUCCAUUAACGAAGUUGACGCUCAGGGUCGCACGCCGACGCACAUCGCCUGCCACCACGGACAGGAGAACGUGGUACGGGUUUUGCUAAGUCGUGGAGCGGACGUCCACGUGAAUGGUAAAGAUGAUUGGACGGCGCUGCAUCUGGCUGCUUGGAAAGGGCACCUGGGAAUCGUGAAGCUCCUGGUGAAGCAGGCGGGGGCUGACAUUGACGGGCAGACGUCAGACGGACGCACGCCGCUCCAUCUGGCGUCACAGAGGGGCCAAUAUCGGGUGGCGCGGAUCCUGGUGGAGCUUGGCGCUAACGUGCACCUGACAUCCGACGGCCUCCACGGUCCGCUUCACAUAGCGGCAGAAACUGGUCACACCAGCACUUCGAGGUUGCUUGUCAAACACGGCGCCGACAUUCAAAGUCAAACUGUGACCGGUUGCACCGCCUUGCACCUGGCUGCCCAAAAUGGCCAUUUGGCCACCACCAAAAUGCUGCUGGUGGAGGGCGCCGACAUUCAGAGUCGGAACCACGCUCUUCGCACGCCUUGUCACCUGGCUGCCGAGAGCGGCCACUCUGAAGUGCUCAAAGAGCUUUUGCAGAGUUGCCCUGAGGUCACCAACGCUCAGGAUGAAAAUGGGUUCACGCCGCUUCACCUCGCUGUAAGCGGCAGACACAAAGACAUAAUUUGCGUCCUGCUCGACAGCGGCGCCAACGCUGCUCCGCUCUCUCCUCAACCCGCCCCAGAGCGCACGCUAGAGUACACGUCGGAAUCUGAGGCGGAAAGUCCGGUUCCUCUCACCCCCAGGAAAGUGGUGAUUUUGAAACUCACCAGCCCCAAACGCAAUGAUGCCACACAAAUCCCAGUAGACUCGCUGUGUGAAACGGCCACUUGUUGAGGGUCUCUUUUGGGGCCUGUGGCCUCAGACUUUUCAGGAAUCUCUCUAUGUGCUCGUGGACACUAUUUCCUACUUUGGACUGAUAAAGGCUGGAAAAGAGGGCUUCUUCUUAUCCAUUUGGAUUGACUGUACAUAUUGUAAUUAUUUGGUUGUGGAAGAUUUUUCUGUAUUUUUUAUCCAGUAGUUCGGGCGCUUGUUGGCUUUCCGUCUUAAUAGUUAGGUUGCAAUUGGAAAUGCAUUUUUGUAUAUAUUAGUCAUGUAGAAAGUGCCUGGAUUUUUUUCCAUGCUUCCUUGUACGGAGUCCACUCCCUGUUGUUUUCACGCCAUUGUUUAUUCGUUCCUGUUUUUGUUACACACCUCCGAUUUGACAAUUUCAUUCUUAAACCUGUCACCAGAGUAUAUUGAUGAUUAAUGUAGCCUCAAGGAAAACCUUCUCCACCCCCUUCAUACACAAAAACAUCCCAAAAUGGCAUAAGAUUUGGAGCUUUUCAGUCAUUUGUAGACCAACUUGUAAGGUUAUUUUGCCAAGGGUUCCUCAUUGGUUUUUAGAAAAGCUGUUUUUUAUUUAUACAGUGACAGUUCACCCAAAAAUGAAAAUUCUGUCAUCAUUUACUCUUCCUCUUUUCAUUUCAAACCUGUAUGACUUUCUUUUUUCAGCAGAACACAAAAAAAUAUAUAUUUCAUUUUUGAAGAAUGUUGUUAACCGGCACCCAUUGACUUGCAUUGGUUUUGCGUCCAUACAAUAGAAGUGAAUGGGUGUUCGGUUACCAACUUUCUUCAAAAUAUCUCCUCUUGUGUUCUGCGGAGGAAAGGUUUGAAAUGAAAAGAGGAAGAGUAAAUGAUGACAGAAUUUUUCUUUUUGGGUGAACUAUCACUUCAAUACCUGGAAGUUAUGUGGUUUAGUUUUUCAUUUUAUUUCUGUCGAGUACAACAUAAAUUAUACUUUCAUACCUUACUUUUUACUAGUUUAUGUUGUUGCACAAAACAAGAAAGUCUCCACAGUAAUGUAAAUCAGACCUUACUUUACUUAUAAAUCAAAAUGCAUAAAAAAGGACCCAAAUAUGCCUCUUCAAUCCAAAUGUUUUAAAACUAUAAACCAAACAGUUUUAUUGAAUCAUUUUUAUUCUAGAGUUGAGAAAUAUAAAAAAAAUGCUCACCCUCUCAUAAGUCAAAAUAUGCAACUUAUAUAUACCAUAUUUCUUACAUAGCAUCUUAAAUCUCGGCUAUAUGUUAAAGUAAAUCAGAAACACUGUGAGGUCAAUUAUAUUCUUUAAAUGGUUAAGUCAAUAGUUCUUAAGCUAUUUGGCUCGUACCAUGGGAACAUGCCCUCAGGAGGAUCGCAGGUGUGGGUAGACAUUAUGAGGGGAGGAUCGUAUCCCAUGUACCCUCAUGUUCGGGCCAUUGGCUCAUUCCUAAGACCACUUUAUCUUUUCAUCACUGUACGAAGUCACUGUGCCAAGCCUUUUUUGUGCCACGGGGGAGCGUAGCUGUCAUUACUCUUCACUUUGUCUGGAACAGACAGCCUGUUAAUUGCCAUGUCUUGAAAUUCUCUGUUUGCAGAGAGCGCUGUUGAACUCUGAGGGGUGAAUGGCUUUUUUAUGUGCGUUUGUUUUGUAGUUCUGCAUCUGCGUAUGCGUCUGUAUAAACUUAAUCUGCCGUAGCAAAGUAUUGCCAACACCUUCUGCUUGAUCUCUGAUAACGCUGUCUUGUUCUUCGUUUGUACACAGAAAAGAUGUUGUCAUUUAUCAAUUGGUGUUUGCACACUUUUAUAUUUGAUGGAAAAUUAAAGUGCAUCACGUGUAUUUAAAGUA